Messenger RNA from Suillus subaureus, 1188 nucleotides. RefSeq lists its product as uncharacterized. NCBI's taxonomy places the organism in Eukaryota, Fungi, Basidiomycota, Agaricomycetes, Boletales, Suillaceae. The transcript is spliced from 5 exons. The coding region runs from base 1 to 1188 and encodes 395 amino acids. The record is from RefSeq and is a predicted model, not a curated record.
AUGUACUCGAAGAUUCACUACCAAGACAAGGUUAAGGAUGCUGUCAUAGCCAAACAGCAUUUAUCUUCUAAGCCAGACAAGAAAUCUUUGCUUAGUGUCAUCAAGCAACAGACUAAGCAAGCCUUUGAGGAAGAAUCCAAGGAAGUUAGAGACAAGGUCUUUGCAGCUGUGGAAGCAAUGAAAGAGAAGAAGUGUGCUGAGAUGCAGGGGGCAGGGGGGCAGGGCAAGUCAGAUGUGAACAAGGAAGUCCAGACAUACCCUGACUUUACACAGAGCAUUAUGGCUCCUUAUACUCAGUUUGUAGAGUGUGUAUUUUCCAAAGCAGCAUUGCUCACCAGGGCAAAACACUCAAUACCAUCCACUAGUGUAUCAGGACCAGUUUCUGGCAUGUCUGCAUUACCUCCGCAAAUGCUUAAUACUGCCAACCACGUGCUCUCCUUUGAAGAAGAUUUCACUUACAAAAAUGAUGACACUCUGGGAGGGAUCACUGCUGAUACAUCACCUAUCAUUUCUGGGCCUGCAUUACCAGUGCAUCAUGCACUCAAUACAGCCAGUCAGAUGCCCUUGUUCAAACAAGAUUUCACCUUUAACCAAAAUGAUUACCUUUCUGAAGCUGCUACACCCCAGAUUCAGGAGCACAAUCCCUUAGACAUGAACUUUUUCCCUGACUUCCCCCCAAAACCAGUUGAGACAGCUGAGGACAUUGAAUUAAUGCAACCACUAAUUUGGGUGAUUUUGAGAGAACCACUAACCAUGAAAAAGACUGCACUGCUUCCUCUGCUUCCUUUGGCAUCAGCUUCUUUUCCUGCACAGUCCAUGCCACCUUUUGCUCCUCUACCAGCAAUGAAUACUCCAGAAAAAGAGGGCAGGCCAUCAAAACAUCAAAAGACAAAUCACCCUGCUGCUGAGGGAGUCGAGAUUGGCCAUCAGUUUCAGAAUUUGGGUGGCUUUGAAACAACCACCAACCAAAAGUAUGUCUUCAAUUCCAUCCCAGAAAAGACUGUGCUGCUUCCCCCACUUCCUUUGGCAUCAGCUUCCUUUCUUGUACAGUCCACGCCACCUGUCAUUCCUCCCCCAGUAACGAAUGCUCCAGAACAAGAGGGUAGGCCAUUGAAACAUCAGAAGAAAAAUCACCCUGCUGCUGAGGGAGCCACCAGGCUUAGUCCAGUGGUUGAGUCCAGUGGUUGA